Molecule: messenger RNA, 996 nt
Organism: Chrysoperla carnea
Lineage: Eukaryota; Metazoa; Arthropoda; Insecta; Neuroptera; Chrysopidae
Product: ER membrane protein complex subunit 2-like
Exons: 5
Coding region: 102-977 (291 amino acids)
Biological process (GO): protein folding in endoplasmic reticulum
Cellular component (GO): EMC complex
Molecular function (GO): protein binding
Source: RefSeq, a predicted model, not a curated record
UUAGAAUUAAUUUUGACGUAUUCACUUUAAUUAAAAAAAAAAUUUGUAAAUUAUUUUCAAAUAACCAACAAUUUGAAAAAAAAUAUAUAUUAACAUAAAAAAUGGGCUAUAAUUGCGAAGAUUUAUCGUGGACAGAAGCCAAAGAGUUAUUUCGAGUUUGGCGUGACGACAAUGAACGUCGAAGUGAGGAUAUUAUUGAGCUAUGGGAGAAUGUCUUGGAAGACAAAGUUAAUAAAUUAGGAAAUGAAAAAUUCGUAAUUUUGGAACAAGUGGUUAUUGCCGCAUUAGAUUGUCAUCGUAUUUCUUUAGCCGAACAUUGUAUCGUACAAUUAUCUCUACAAUUUCCACGUAGCUUACGUGUAUUGAAAUUGAAAGCGAUGAUUUUGGAAGCACAAGAACGUUACGAUCAAGCAUUGGAACUAUUAGAUACAAUUAUUAAACGAGAUGAAACAAAUAGUGGGCCACGUAAGCGUAGAAUAGCGAUUUUAGAGGCUAGAGGUCGAAUUCCAGAGGCUAUUAAAGAAUUAACGGAGUAUUUAAAAAGAUUUAUGUCAGAUCAAGAAGGUUGGCAUGAAUUAUGCAAUUUAUAUUUACAAGAACAAGAUUACGCAAAAGCUGCAUUCUGUAUGGAGGAAUUAGUUUUACAUCAUCCACAUAAUCAUUUGGUGCAUCAACGUUUGGCAGAAAUUAAAUAUACGCAAGGUGGACAUGAGAAUAUGGAAAUUGCACGUGCUUAUUUCUUACAAGCGUUAAAGCUCAAUUCAAAUAAUAUGCGUGCAUUGUAUGGAGUUUUCUUGACAUCGAACAACAUUGCAACAUCCCAAAAAUGUCCAGCCCCAAAGAAAAAGGAAGCAAAUAAGUUAAUGCAAUGGGCAUUAUCGAAAAUACGUGAAAAGUAUGCUGCAGUUGAUAAGAAAAAUUCAUCAAAUGUGGUUGCAUCACUUGAAAGUAUGAUGGCAUCUGUGCAAAUUAAUUAAUGAAAUUAUAAAUUAAUAA